This is a messenger RNA of Drosophila ficusphila, 953 nucleotides long. RefSeq lists its product as uncharacterized. Lineage: Eukaryota; Metazoa; Arthropoda; Insecta; Diptera; Drosophilidae. The record is from RefSeq and is a predicted model, not a curated record. The transcript has a single exon. Bases 132 to 953 code for a protein of 273 amino acids.
AAAAACAGGGCAUUGCUCUUUAGAAAUUCAAAGAGAUUAACCAAAAAGCGAUAAGAUUUCAGGAAGUGGCACAGUAAAAUCUGUACAAAUAAGGAAUCUACAGAUCAGUAUAAUUAAGAUUUUCCAUCGCAAUGGUCGUACUCAUCGCAGUUAUUGUAUUAAUAGGGCUUUGCCCAGUUCAAGCGGUGAUUAAUAGAGACACUUACACACCACUAAUUGCACUUGUGGUUACUCAUCUAAAUGGAAGUCAAUCGGAUUUUGAUAAUUGGACCAAGGAAAUUAGUUUGACUGUGGAAAUUGAACAACAAGAGCGGGUGUCGUGGAAUAUUCCCUGGUUGCAAACUCUGGAGUCUGGAAAAUCAUCACUAAACUUGCAACAAAAGCUCAAUCCAAGCAAUUUCUUUAAGCUGAAGUUGUGGUUGAGUUUCUAUUGGUAUCUGAAACGCUCCCUGCUCUUAAAUGAGAUUCUUCUCUCAAACUUUGCCCUGGAAUUAAGGAAACUUCAUAAAAAUCAAUCAGAAUUGUGGGACAAUGAUAUUCAAAACAUGUUGCAAAGUUUACCAAGACCUUUAAGGCUUUUGGUUAGAAGUCACCGUUUGUGUUUGCAACACAAAAAGGAAAUGUUGUAUGCUACUGCUGAUAAUCAACUAGAAUUGGGUGCUAAUAGUAAUUGCAGCAUUUGGGAAGUUGAACCGGAAAUUCACGAUCACUGGCUGCGACUUGUAAAUGUCUGUGAUGAGAAAGAUCACUUCUUUAUCAGCAUGUUAUCACAGGAAGAAUCACACAUCCUGCACAGAGCUCCAAACAAAUUUGCAAGACAGUUUUGUGUUCUGAAAGGCUUGGGCUACUUUGAGGAGGCCUCAAGAACUUUAAACAUGAAAAGCCGUUGUAACUGGCAACUGAAUGAUUGCAGAUUUUUACCUAUGAUAAUAUCGGUGAAUAAUAGAAACUAG